UCCCACCCUACCGAGAGCGCGUGCGCGAACGGUGCUAGCUCCGCCCUCGCCCGGCCACCGUCGGUUCCGGUGGAGGGGGCGUGGCCUCGCCGGGCGGCGGGAGGCGGCCGGGCCGGGCCGGGCCGGGCUCCGGGACGAUCGCGCAGUACAUGGUAUCUCUGUUACCUUCUGGCCAUCCCAAUAAUGAAAACAGAAGCUAAGGAUGGAGAAGAGGAAAGCCUGCAGACAGCAUUCAAGAAACUAAGGGUUGACACAGCUGGAUCUACUGCUUCUGUCUCUGUGGGUGAAGGGACAAGUCCAAGAGCACUAGUUAGAACAGUGGCAGAUGAAACCAAACCUAAGAAUGUGUGUACUUCUAAGGAAACCUGGCAUGGGUCUAUGAAGAAGCCUUCAAGAGGAGUUGUGAGAACCCAGCGUCGCAGGCGUUCCAAGUCUCCAAUUCUUCAUCCUCCAAAGUUUAUCCACUGCAGCACAAAAUCACAUUCCACGUGCAACCAGCUAGUGCACAAGAGCCAGACUGAUGCCCUGGACGGCAGCAGUGGGCUUGGGAUGCCAGUCCCAAAGGAUGUUUGUGCACAUGAACGAUGCAGUAUUGCUCCUGAUGUUGGCCAGAAGGGAGCUGAUGUUGAGUCUUUGGGAGCUUCUGUUACACAGUCGGCAUCAGAGAACAGACAGAACUCUCCAGCUGCCGUUUCUCUAGUAUCCAAAGCAAGCCUAAAGACUAUGGAGCUUUCUGACUUUCAGUCUAUGUCCAAGCUGAACACGAAUAAGCCGUGUGCGUGUGCAGAUAAAGCCUGUCAGUGUAAACGAUGGCAAGAUAUGGAAGUGUACAAAUUCUCUGGCUUGCAGAACACCCUUCCGUUGGCACCUGAUAGAAGAACAGUUUCUGAGGAUCACUCCCAGUCUUUGCCACCAAGAACUCCCUCAAGUUCUCCACGCUCUUGCUCCGAGCAAGCCAGGGCCUUUGUGGAUGACGUGACUAUCGAAGAUCUUUCAGGAUACAUGGAAUAUUACUUGUAUAUUCCAAAGAAGAUGUCUCACAUGGCAGAAAUGAUGUACACCUGACAGCAAUGAGCACUAAAAACAGAAGGGUGGGUGGUUUAAAUCUGCCCUCCGUCACACUCAUGUGAGAUGCAACCCACUCCCUGCUCACUGUGCUUGCAAUAAAAACACUUUGCAUCUUAGCUAAUGUUCAUUAUUUAAGCUGGACAAAUAGUUUAGCUUAAGCAUUAUAGUUUAAGCUUGGAACAGAUAAUGAAGUAAACACAGUGAAUGUGUUCAGAGCAUACCUGCCUAUGCUUAAGUGACCUAACGCUUGGGAAAUUCUACUUUGUUUUCAAAGUCCUCCCAUUUCAGUUUGCUGGAAGAGAAAAGUCUCUGGAUUGCUUGGUGAUUAGAGCUCUUAUUGUGAGAAACCUGGUGUAAUUCAGCUUCUCUGAAAUUGUUUUUAUCUCAGGUUGUUAACACUUGUGGUUUGGGACGCUUGUGCCUCUGAUUUUAUUUCAUAAAGGAGUAACCAUCCCGUCCUCUUCCUGGUACUAUUACCACCCUAGGCAAAUUCAGGAGAGAGUGUUGUCUUUUCUUGGGUUGGAGACACUGUUAAUUCUUUGUGCCUAAAGAGGCUUUAUUUCUGAACAGCUGAACGGGCAUCCUCCUGCCCUACUUUUGGUGAUGUUAAUGUAGCCAGAUGCUCUUGGGUUAAAUUAACAUUUGCUUGCAAGGCUGCCUGGUGAGAAAAGAAACUUGGACAAUAAAAGCGCGAGAUUGUUUCAA
Messenger RNA from Phalacrocorax carbo (great cormorant), 1773 nucleotides. NCBI's taxonomy places the organism in Eukaryota, Metazoa, Chordata, Aves, Suliformes, Phalacrocoracidae. The record is from RefSeq and is a predicted model, not a curated record.